This is a messenger RNA of Didymodactylos carnosus, 1440 nucleotides long. NCBI's taxonomy places the organism in Eukaryota, Metazoa, Rotifera, Eurotatoria, Philodinida, Philodinidae. The record is from the annotation of a GenBank genome assembly.
AUGAUAGGUGAAGAGUAUAUACAUGAUUUAUAUCCGUCUGUGUUGGCAACGGAUGCAUCAGGAGCAGGGAUGGGUGGAAUAUUACGCCAAAUAACACUGGAUGGUACAAAAGCCAUUAAAUAUUUAUCUAAGAAGUUCAAUCCUGCACAACAAAAAUACUCUACUACCGAAAAAGAAUGCAUGGCUAUUCAUUUUUGUGUUAAACAAUUAAAGCCAUAUUUAUGGGGGCAUGAAUUUACGGUAGAAACAGAUCAUUGCCCAUUAUGCAAUUUCCACCGUAAAGCGUCGAACAAUAGUCGUGUUGAUCGAUGGUCACUGGAUCUGUCGGAAUAUGAUAUCACCGAGAUUAAAUACAAGAAAGGGAGAUGCCAUUGUGAUGCCGACUUACUAUCAAGGUAUCCGUACAUGCAAGAGGAUAGCGAAGAAGGUCAACAAGAUAUAACAACGCGUCGAUUUGAGUCAACAACCAAAUUAGACGGACAACAUCAAUUAUCGCAAGUAAAUGCUGUUACAAGGUCAAUGACCAGUUUGAAGAAUCAAUUACCAACAGGAGAUCGAGAUCAGAAAGCCAGAAUAAGAACAACAAAGGAUCAUCCAGCUCCAUCAUUAUUAUCAACUGGAUGGCCACAAAAAGUAGAAAAAAUUAAACAAGUGAAUAAAAAUUCGGCUAUACCCGACCUCACAAUUGUCGAUGGAAUUUUAUAUAAAUUAGUGAAUCGAGGUGGUAUAACAAAAAGAAAGCUGCCAUUUAUACCAACAUCCAUGGUACAACAAAUAUUAUCGUUAAAUUCUGACCAUCCAUUAAGUAGUCAUUUUGGCACUCGUCGUACCUUCAACAAGAUUAAAGAUGAAUAUUAUUGGCCACAAAUGUUUGAUACAGUACAAGAUUAUGUACGGUCAUGUGAAAAGUGCGCGAAAUUUAAUGUUAAACGAACAAAGAGUCCGGGAUUUUUACAACCAGUACCACCACCUGAAGGUGUUUUUGAGGUGUUACAUAUGGAUUUUUGGGGUCCAACACCCGUACCAUCAGUUCAAGGAAAUCGAUACGUAUUGGUAUUUACCGACAGUUUAUCGAAAUUUGUUUUCGCUAAAGCGUUACCAACAAAUACAGCCAAAGUGGCAGCAGAAACAUUAACGGAAAAUGUCAUCAUACCCCAUGGGACAAUCAAAUGUUUAGCAUCGGAUCAAGUUUCUCAUUUUAACAAUGAGUUACUGAGAACGAUAACAACGCUGAUUGUGGUGUUAAACAAUCGUUUUCAAUCCCACACCAUCCUCAAUCAAACGGACAGAAUAGUUGCGAACAAUGCAGCACGAUUUAAUAUUCAACAGCAACAAAAAACAUCAAAGCAACGAUACGAUAAAGGUAGGAAACAUUCAGUAUUUGCAGUUGGAGAUUUAGUAUGGGUGGGAUUUAGUAUGAGACAAUCCCAUAUGCAUUAG